This is a messenger RNA of Acanthoscelides obtectus, 331 nucleotides long. NCBI's taxonomy places the organism in Eukaryota, Metazoa, Arthropoda, Insecta, Coleoptera, Chrysomelidae. The record is from the annotation of a GenBank genome assembly.
AGUGACGUGACAAGCGAACAUGAUUUUUGGUCGAUUCCGAGCUUGAAUAUUUAAUUAGUGCCGAAACUUAGCUGUUCUGUAAGUAGUUUCAGGUAUAUCAAGUUUGAACAGGAGCCCCACAACAUAUAUGAGUGUCUCCCAAGGGGGCUUGCCCCCUGGAAAGAAAAGGGAGGAAUCGAAGGAUUCAAUGGAUGCAAUUAUUGAAGAUAAUUCCCAGGAGCUGAAUAGAUUCGACAAAACUAUCAACAUAGUCUGGAUCAAAGGCCACUCAGGUGUAAAAGAAAACGAGAUGGUAGAUAAUUUUGCUGAUCAGACAACGACUAAAGAAUAA